AUGCCUGACAAACGGCCCCAUGACCCGCAGCCCGACCCCGCAGACGCUCCGAAGCGGCGGUGUCACAGUCGCACCGUCUCCGGCACGGAUGGCGCGGAGCCCUCGACACACGCCGCAAUGGAGACCGAAGCGGCGUCCUCGCCGCAGCCGACGUCCUCGACGGCUUCGCUUACAAUCGCUUCUCCUUCCUCUGACAAAUCCUCGUUCACCUUUCCACCCAGAGGCGAGGCAGACCAGUUCGACAUCACCGCCGGAUCUCCUCGACGACCUACGAUUCCCCUCCCAUCAUGCGACGACUUGCGCGCAAUGGACGACCCCGAGCCCUCCACGCUGCCUCCGUGGCCCCUCCCGCCCCUUCCGCUGCUGAGCAUGUCGGCGCUCGCAAUCGCAGACGACGACGAGGUAAUGACCAACAGCACGGACAGCGGGUCCGAGGAGCGGAUAUGGGAGACCGCGAGCCUCCUGCUCAUGCCGCGGACGCGGAGGCGGGCGAUGAGCGCACCGCUGAGGCCGGGAGUCGUGUGGGCCACACGGGAGCGGGGGCGGGUCGUGGCGGCUGGAGCGGAGGAGUAG
Molecule: messenger RNA, 573 nt
Organism: Cutaneotrichosporon oleaginosum
Lineage: Eukaryota; Fungi; Basidiomycota; Tremellomycetes; Trichosporonales; Trichosporonaceae
Source: RefSeq, a predicted model, not a curated record